UUACUAUGGCUGGAAAAAGAGGGUCACGUUUACUACCUCUUCUUGGGCCCCAGCACUGGAAAAGAGGGUCAAAAGGAAGCUGGCCGAGACAGACCCAACAGAAACAAAGGUAGGGGAUUCUGGGGCAAUGGGGUCUCACUGGAGUUCAGUGCUGGUCUGAAGACCUACUGACCACCCAGGUCGGGGUGGGGAAGGGGGCCCCUACAGAGGAAAGCAUCACCCUCAGAAGGUGGAAGGUCGGCACCCUGAUGUCAUUUCUGCCCCUUCUGCAGGCCACUUGCAGCCCUCAGAAGAGACGCCACCACCAUCCAACCCUUGAGUUGAAGACAGAGACGGAGAGUGGCAGGGGAGAAUCCGUCAUCACCGCGAGCCCAAGUGCUGCUCCCAAGCGGACCCCUGAGCCUCCGGGGCGCGUCCAGGGCCAAGGCGCUUUUCCCUGUGGGGAGUGUGAGAGGGUGUUUGACAAGAUGUGGACUCGCUGUGCCCACAUGAAGCGGCACCGGCUUCAGGACCCCGAGGAAACAGCCGUCGGGGAGGAGCGGCCAGCGAAGGCCUUUAAGGUGGAAGAGGAGGAGAAGGAGGAGGAAGGGGAGAUGGGGGCUGACAUGGGCCCCUUGCAGGGGUGAUUUGGGCCGUGAGCCGGGGCCAGGCAGCACAUCACUGGGAUGAGGACCUCGGGCCCCGUCACCUCUCCCAUCAGCCUCCCCGAGGUGUUCAGGGCAUCCCUCUGCCUGCACCCCCACCUCCCCUGCCCCCCACUGACCAGCCCAGCUUGCAGAAUAGCUGGCAUCAGCCAACAACAGGCACGAGAAGCGCCAUCAGCGGACACUGUGGCAUCCUCGUCAGCUGGUGCCAGAGGCCCCGGUCCCUUUACGUGUGCCCUGUGCCUUCAUACCAUAGUCUUGUAAUGACUUGGCUCAUUGUUAUUUUUUUUUGUCCAUCUGUAAACGCUAUUAAAUUUUGUUCUGAAGCAGCUGUCUUCUGGGUUCUCUGGUCUGUUGAGCCAGCAAAGGCUUUAGGGCUCCUGCCACUCGCCAGCGCCCCAGAAACGCGUGAGCUGAGUCUCCGCCCUGGAGGGGCCGCGUCCUCAUGCAUUCCGGGAGCGGCCCUGAGGUGCCUGCCGCAGUGUGUGUCCGCGCCCGGUCCAUGCAGCGGGCCCACAGCGACCCAGGAGGGACCCGGGUGCUCCCCUCAGGGAGCUCACAUUUUAGGAGCAGGAGAGCAGCAGGAAAAAAUAAGCAAAGACGUGACUUUAGCUACUGCUUUGGGCCCUAAGGACAGAAGAGUCAGCAGCGUAGUGACAAGCAGUCAGGACAUGACGGGGGUUCCAGUGUGUCCAGGGUGAAGUCAGGGUCUCCCAGCAGCGGCCAGCUCAGCAUGCGGAUCGCAGCGGGGACGAGGAUCACCUCCUCCUGCCUCGAGGUCCAAACCAGAGGGCACAGGAAAGAGCACGUUCCUCCCUCCUUCCCUGUGUCCCUUUUUAAGAGCGGGGAGAGCUUGUAACGGUCUCCAGAAGAAUGCCUCUGGGUCCCGUUGGUCAGGGCUGGGGCCCAUGCUUUUUCUAAACUGAUCCCUGGCAGUAGGA
Messenger RNA from Manis pentadactyla (Chinese pangolin), 1585 nucleotides. RefSeq names its product zinc finger protein 541-like. NCBI's taxonomy places the organism in Eukaryota, Metazoa, Chordata, Mammalia, Pholidota, Manidae. Gene Ontology annotation, biological process: regulation of transcription by RNA polymerase II; negative regulation of DNA-templated transcription. The record is from RefSeq and is a predicted model, not a curated record. Gene Ontology annotation, cellular component: histone deacetylase complex; transcription regulator complex. Bases 249 to 626 code for a protein of 125 amino acids. The transcript has 2 exons. Gene Ontology annotation, molecular function: transcription corepressor activity.